UGCACACUGAAGCAGUCACCUGCCUUCAGAGCCAGGACUGAUAGUAGUUAAGUGGUAUCCAGACCCAGUAACAGGUACAGGGGACCCCUGCACAGCAGGUGACUUUUCCCCUCCACCCAGUGGAAUUACAAGAGAAGAGUUUUUGAGAGGCUCCCAGAGAAAGGCCAGAGGGGAGGCUAAAGGUAAAUGCAACAAUGAGCCAGUCAGGAUCUGUCAGCAAGCAGGGGUCCAUAAAUGGGGGACGAAUGAGUGCAAAAGAUCUGUUUGAACAAAGGAAGAAAUAUUCUAACUCCAAUGUCAUCAUGCAAGAAACAUCACAGUACAACGUGGAGCAUCUGGCCACGUUUGUAAUGGAUAAGAGUGACUCUCUUGGCACAGUAGACGAUGCCAUCAAAAGGUUGUUUCAGUUGGAGACCAAAGACAAAAUCUGGGCCCAAGAAAUGAUUCUGCAGGUCACAAACAACAAUAUCAGGCUGCUGGACAGUGUGACACAGGAAGAGCUGGAGAACUUUCCUUUGCCUAUUGUCCAGCACUGCCAGAACUUGUCAGGCCCUCACCGCUACCCACACGUCGUAUUACUGGUGUGCCAGGAUGCAGACCAGCCCAAGCCCGACAUACACUUCUUCAACUGUGAAAUGGAGGCUGAGGUUAUUCAUGCUGACAUAGAGAGCGCUCUCGCAGAUAUAAAGCAAAGCAAGAAGAUACGACCACAGACACUCAAGAUUAACCAGGAGAAAAUCAAGCAAAGGGAUUCCAUUCUGCCUCCUGCUACUGCCCCCAAACCUCCCAGAGACAACAGAAACAGGGUGAUGAACCCACCUCAGCCCAAUGACAUUGAACACGACCGAAGAAGCAACGUCUCCCAGGAACCCGAGGAGCCCCGAGAGGUUUUAGCACAAAAAAUUGAAAAAGACACACAAGUUUUAAACUGCACAUUGGACGACAUUGAAUUCUUUGUAGCCAAGCUCCAAAAAGCAGCGGAAGCAUUCAAACAGCUGAACCAGAGAAAGAAAGGGAAGAAAAAUAAAAAGAAAGGGCACGCAGAGGGAAUGCUGACAUUACGGUCAAAACCACCAACAGAGUUCGAAUUUGUUGACUGCUAUCAAAAGAUCAAGCUGGCCAUUAACCUCUUGGCUAAGUUGAAAAAACACAUACAGAAUCCAAGUUCUGCAGAGCUGAUUCAUUUCCUAUUUGGCCCCUUGGAACUGAUAAUUCAGAGCUCUGGAGGCCCAGAACUUGGUAGGUCCAUCUUAGCUCCACUGUUAUCCAGAGAUGCUACUGACUUCUUAAGGGGACAUCUGACACCAAAAGAGAUGGCCAUAUGGGAGGUUCUGGGAGACAGGUGGACCAAAUGCAGGGCAGAAUGGCCUAGGGAACCUCCAAUUCCACUGUACAUCCCCAAAUUUAACAAUGGCUGGAUACCUCCAGUGGAGAUCUUCCAGGGAGCACCCUGGGAAACGGAGGCGCACCCACCAGAGCCCAAACCCAGGAUACAGGAAGAGGCUUCCCCUGCUAAUGGCAAUCCAUACAGGGCAAAUUCAUUCAAAAAGCCCCCUCCCGACAAGGAUCUCAGCACCAGCCCUCAGAUGAAUAGGAAUUAUGAAGCUCCAGUGCCGGCCCAGCCACAAAAAUUGGCCAAAAUCCGUUAUGACUUUACUGCUCGCAAUGCCAAUGAGCUUUCCGUGCUGAAAGAUGAAGUUCUGGAGGUGCUAGAGGAUAACAAACAGUGGUGGAAGCUGAGAAACAGGAUCGGGCAGGAAGGCUACGUUCCAUAUAACAUCCUUGACAUAAUGUCAACUGAAGAAGCUUCCAUCCAAGAUGGGACUUAUGGAACAAACAAUUCCAGAUACAGAGAAGACAUGAGUCCUCGGGGUGUGGGUCCUUCUAGCCCCGUCUACAAACACCCCAGCACCUUUGCAGGGGACAAGUGGUCAACCAAUCCAAGUAAUAAGGAACAGUUAAUUCACCACAUGGAUGAAGUGAAUGACGAGCUUCUGAAGAAAAUCACAACUAAUCAGCCUGCCAAGAGGAACUUCAAAGUAGAUAAACCUCAGGCAGUGUAUGUCCCCUUGAACUAUCAAUCGGAGCCAGAAGAGGUCAAAGCCUGGCUGGAGGCCAAGGGUUUCAGUAAAGGGACAGCCUCGCAGUUGGGUAUCCUGAAUGGGGCACAGCUUUUCUCUCUGAACAAGGAAGAGCUAAGGAAAGUGUGCGGCGAGGAGGGAGCACGAGUGUACAGUCAGCUGGCUGUCCAGAAAUCACAGUUAGAGAAAAGUCGAGGGGACACAGAACUGCAGGAAAUCAUGAGGAGGCGCCAAGAAAGGAUUGACUCAGUCAAUUAGCAUUUCCUCUGCAUCCCUAUUUUUUUUCCUUCCUGCAAAACUUUUAACAUCCGGGGAAAACGGCGAAGCCUUGCGCAGUGCUAUGAGCGACGAUGGCUGAAAAACGACAUUCUCAUUUCUUAGUGGCAUGUAAAUCUUUAAAGGAACAGCCAAGUAAACACCGCAUCUAUGCUAUAUAUACAUUUAUACAUAUAAAUACAAAGGUGUAACAGGGGUUACUAACCAAUGUAGUGGGAUUUGGGAAAGAAAGUCGGGAUAUUGGGCACAGUCCUUGCCAAUUAUCCAAGUGUAAUACAUUUUGUUGUAAUGAAGUAUUAUCUAGAUGAAAGGCCUACUACACCUGCUUGAGUGUAUAGAUUUAUAUAUAGGAACCAUAUAUUUAUAUGUAUAUCUUUGCUGAACUCUACUCUAUUGUUAUCUUAACAUAUCAUUUAAUACUCUCAACCUCAGCAGCUGGAACAGGGGGUAGCUUUAAAGCGAUACAGGCACCUGUAUGAAACCAUUCCCAUUAAUAAACUAUCUUGAGCUCUAAGUUCUUUUAUUGGUGCCUCCCCUCAGGCCUCCUGCAUAUCUAAGAUAAACCAAUCCAGAGGUGGCAUGCAGGGUAGAUGGCACGGCACUUCAAAACACUAGCACUAUCCACAGCAAUUUGCAGGGAGGCAGAAUGGGGCAAGCAAUCUUUAAAAAAAAAAAGUGUCAGCAGUGCUCAAGAUUUUUUAUAAAUGUGAUCCUGGUGUUGUGUAUGUGCCUGUGUCAGUAUUGCAUGAAAGUAUUAUUUUUAUACAUACAUACAUACAUACAUAUAUAUCUUUAAAAAAGUGAUCCUGUGUAGAAGCAGCUUCAGCUAAGUAAAAGCCUUGUUCUCAGUCUGAAGGUAAGAAACGCUGUUCAUGUAGUUAUUCUGGAGGGUUUGUAUGAGGUUAUAUAUUGUUUAAGUGAGAAUAAUCACUGGGUUCCCAAGUAUAUAGAUACAGAGGCAACGUUCAAUUACUUUUCCUUUAUUUGGCUUCAGUUACACAGUGCAUUUAAUGCUACUAAAUGUCUGUACAUUCAGCUACUAAUGUUUUAUCAUGCAGCACAAAGGGUUUUACUAUACCUGAUAAUGGGCAGAAAAAAAUUGGGAUGAGGGAAAGGGAUUGAGGCAUUUGCUUUCUAUGUGAUCUUAGAUCUAGCAGGUGGGAUACUGCAGCCGUCUCAUGCCAUACCCAUUCCCACGCAACAGGGGGCAAUCUCAGAUGAUGCAGUAGCCUGAUAAAGCUCCCAUUUUCCCACCAUGGCCCUUUUCAAGUGAAUUUUGGAUACUGUGGUGAACCCAGGCAUGUUAAUUCAAUGCUGCAAGUUUUCAAGGAAAUUGGUUCCUUUUUUUGUAUUAUCUGACUCAGUCUUACUGACCCGUUGAGCCUCUUAAUUACUGACAAUAUUUUAUUUCUGAUAGUUCUAUAUAUUGUUACCUUCUGCAUUUGUAUCACAUUCCUUGCAAACACAGAGAUGCUUGCAACCAAAAGAAAGAUAUAAGGACUCUAUGCCCAAAUGGCUAUUACCAACUUUCAUUAUAGAAAAUCUCUCUCCAGGAAAGCUCUUCCCUUAGAACCUCGGCAUAUGGUGCCUUGUGAUAGCAGCUGCUUGAAACCCCCCCCACCCCCUCAAAAAAAGAGAUAUGGGAACUACCAUAUUGUCAAAAGCAGUGGUCAAAAGAGUGGUCCAUAAAAUGCAGCAGGAAUAUAGGGCUUUGGCGCUGUGUUAAAGUUCUACAUGGGCAAAGGCCAUUCUUGAAAAAUGUAGUUCUUAUUAGUUUUUCUACCUUCCCUUGGUCCUCCACAGUUGGCAGGUUGUUCAGUAUGUGAAUAUCGCAGAGUUGUACAGUGACAAAUUUGUAAGGACGAAUAUCAUCCAGACUGUACACGCGCUCAGAUUAAAAUGAUUGAAAUACUAAACACAAUAUUUUAGAAGACUUUGAAGAUUGUCAACACAAUACCAAAAGAGGCCUUACUCUGUCUGCUUUAAUUCCUUCCUAUCAUGUGCUUUUCCUAAGUACCAUGUGUUGCUAUGUAACAGUGUUGGAUCCUGAAUGUCAGAUGUGCCCUUAUGUUCGCAAUCAUUAAAUAUGUUUUCCAUAACACAGAGCAAUAUGAUCAAGUUACCUUUAUGAGAAAAAUUUGUUUUUGUCUUAAGCCGCAGAUUGUAAUUAUACUGUUGCUAAUAUAUUGAUACUGUCAUUCCCUGUAUGUGUAUGUUUAGAGUUGCAUGGAAGUGGGAGUGGUGAAAAAACAAAACCAUAUUGAAUUAAAUUUUAAAUACAAUAUUUGCAUUUGAAAUAAAAAAGGUAAAAAUAAAACUAUCAAUAUUGAGAAACACAUGUAUACACAUCUGAGAGAACUAUCAAUAUUGAAGCAAAACUACUAUCUAAAUAUCAAUGGAACUAAACUGAUCAGGAUUAUAACGGGGUCACUUCCACCAAUCAUGUUCCUCUGCUCUAGGGCUGCUGUUGGGGCUCAUUACACAGCAGUGUCUCCAGUGCUGUAGCUUUUAAACACAGAAACCUGACUACUCAAUGGGGCUAUUUAUCAACAUUUGUAUGUAUUUGUUUUCUGUGAUUCAAGUUUUAAUAAUAACCAAGAUUUGAAAUUUUUGAUAUUUAUUAAGUAAGAAAAACACAAAAAAAACUGUAAUGUAAUUCGCAUUAGAAAAAAUGACUAAAAUGACAGGGUAAUUGUCUAUUAAAGCUCUAGCACAAGAGACACCGUUCUCUGCUAAGAAAUAAAUGCAACACAGCCCAGGGUUCAGACAUAUUAAUAGAGUAUUCAUAUCAAAAUGAUGCAGACAAAUAUGUUAUGUAACUUGGAGCCAUUUUGCUCAAAUAGAUUAUCUAAAACUACUGUAACUUUCCAUCAAAAAAACCCGACUCUGACGCAAAGCCUGUAGAGAGACACAUAGAUGAGAGGGGAACAGGGAAGCAGGGUCGGACUGGGAGGUGAAGGGCUCCCGCCCCAGGGGCCCUGCAGGUGUCCCCUAACCCCCCUCGCAGGGCCCCCCACCCGACGUCCUACCCCGAGCGCAUAAAUUUAACGCAUAUGGGGAGGAGCGGUCGGGCAGGGGGAUCGCUGCAAGAGUUGGGUCUGGGCCCACUAGAGCCGGGGCCCACCAGGAUUUUUCCUGGUGUCCCGGCGGCCCAGUUCGACCUGCAGGGAAGAGUCACUUCUUUAUUUCAGACUACAUCAUUUUCAAUUGAUUACAUGCAGAAAUGAUUAUAUUUUCUUCAGAGGAAGCUUAUAUUCCCUAUAAAGUAAUAGUUCCCAUUUAAAGAUAUGGGAGAAACAAAGAAUCAUGGAGGCCAUCCACUGCUAACCUAUUUCUUACCAAUAAGAUUACUGAAUGGCAAAGCAGCCAUGUACAGGUUCCAGUAGUUCCGCUUUUGAAAUUCCGUGAAUGUAUUUUCGUGUUCGAUAAGAUAUUUUUCCUUUAUUGGUUUGCAAGUAUUUUCCCUGCUGCACUACACAAGCUGAUUGUUGUUAAUUGUCGGCUAAACCAGAGUUACUGAACCAAAUUAAAUUGUGAUCCUCUAGAACAUAUUUUGUGGGACCCUGUGAUGACAGUGUCAGAACCAGAAUGGAGAUCCCACUACUGACAGUCUUAAGAUUUUUUUGGUAAAGUUAUUAUUUCAUUAUAAAGUGAUAGCUGAUUUUUUAAACUGCCUUUAACAAUGCAGAUAUGUUUAACGCAUAGGGGGGGUUAUGUAAUAAAAGGCACUAAGUUUGCCCUGGAGCAGUAACCCAUAGCAACCAAUCAGCACUUAGAAUUUACUUGACACCUGUUUAAAAGCAAAGUGUUUGCUAUGGGUUACUGCUACUGGGCAAAAUUAGUAACUUUAAUUACAUAUGGGGGAUAGAGAUGUUUUAUCUUUUUAUUACAGGAGGUCUGAUAUUUGAACAUAGGUGCUAAAUUGCUCGUUUAGCACUUUUGUUUAUAAAUAAGGCCUAAGACAUCUUUUGUGGCUUGAAGUUUAAAUCCUCUGAAAAGAGAAUAAUGGGUUCCUUGAGAUGCUGCCAUAAUGGAAUGUUUUUGGUCACAUUUUCUUUAUUAAAUACCAUUUAUCUUGAACAAAACACUGAUGGUGCAUUUGGCAAAGCAAGAGAUCUGCCAGCACCCCCAGCAGCAUAUAUUUAGGGCCGGUCUUUAAAACACUUUCUACAUGCAUACACACCAGAUGCCUUUAUCUUCUUUUUUUACUAUAUCUGUGUAUCUCCUGUUUGUAUUAACAACGUAUUGUAAUUAUUCCAUACAAAAAAAACACACUUGUACAAUGUAAGACUGGAUGAUGAACUGAUAUGUUGAUAUGUUAAAGAUUUAUUAAACAGUUUAAAUUAUA
This is a messenger RNA of Xenopus tropicalis (tropical clawed frog), 6705 nucleotides long. RefSeq names its product EPS8-like 2 (gene eps8l2). The record is from RefSeq and is a predicted model, not a curated record. Bases 195 to 2339 code for a protein of 714 amino acids. Lineage: Eukaryota; Metazoa; Chordata; Amphibia; Anura; Pipidae. The transcript is spliced from 21 exons. Gene Ontology annotation, cellular component: plasma membrane bounded cell projection; cytoplasm.